This is a messenger RNA of Penicillium malachiteum, 1062 nucleotides long. RefSeq names its product regulatory cyclin phoB (gene phoB). The transcript has a single exon. The record is from RefSeq and is a predicted model, not a curated record. Gene Ontology annotation, molecular function: cyclin-dependent protein serine/threonine kinase regulator activity; protein kinase binding. Bases 1 to 1062 code for a protein of 353 amino acids. NCBI's taxonomy places the organism in Eukaryota, Fungi, Ascomycota, Eurotiomycetes, Eurotiales, Aspergillaceae. Gene Ontology annotation, biological process: regulation of cyclin-dependent protein serine/threonine kinase activity. Gene Ontology annotation, cellular component: nucleus; cyclin-dependent protein kinase holoenzyme complex.
AUGUUAGCUUCUUCCCCUUCGCCCUCAUCAGCCGCGCUGCGUUCUGGCUGUUCUGGCUCCGCGCAUCCACACUAUGAGAACGCUCCACAGUUUAGUAGCCCCCGUUCUUCUCGUCUGGCCAUUGAGGAGCUCCGUUCCGCCUUGAAUCGCCAUACUGUCGAUCCUGCCUCCCCUGACGCCCCCGCUGCUACUCUCCAACAUCGGCGCGCUUCGACUUCUGUCGAUCCCUCCCUAGCCUCUGGUGCUGCAGUUGCCCCUUCAUCCCAGGGCCAGUCUGCUGCUCCUUCCACUGCCACUAUUCCUACCGCCACACCCUCUGGUUCGGUGAUUCCGCCAACUCCUUCCUCAGUCUCAAUGCCCGCUCCGACCAGUGUGACCUCCAACAAGCGCAAUAGCCUGAGUGAUCAUCAUUCGCCAAAUGCACCCACCGCCGGCCAAUCUGGCGCUGACCAGGAGGUUGAGGUGUCACAGACCAAGCGUCUGCGCCCCUCGGUGCCCGAGGCAAAGAUCCUCCCAGCACAGUACGAGUUGGCCGAUCCUCGUGACUUGGUAGUGCUGAUUUCCAGCAUGCUGAUGGAGCUGAUUCGCUUUAAUGAUAAAAUUCCCCUGCAUCAAGGCCGUUUGACCCGCUUCCACUCCCGAACACCGCCACGGAUCUCCGUGCAGGAUUACUUGCAGCGCUUAACUACCCACGCCACUCUGUCGCCCCCGAUUCUUCUCAGCAUGGUCUACUACAUUGAUCGUCUCUGUGCUCUCUACCCCGCCUUCAACGUCUCCAGUCUCACCAUUCACCGUUUCUUGAUAUCCAGUGCUACUGUCGCCAGCAAAGGUCUGAGUGAUAGUUUCUGGACUAACAAGACCUACGCUCGCGUCGGCGGUAUCGGCAUGAAUGAAUUGGCCAUGUUAGAACUCGAGUUUUUGUUCCGAGUUCAAUGGCGUAUUGUACCACAACCCGAGGUUCUGGUUGAUUAUUAUCAGAGUCUCGUAGAACGGUGCGAAGGAUUUGAGAUCGAACGCACUGGUAGUACCACGACUACUGCCGCCACAACACCUGCACCAUGA